AUGUUCAUAUCAUCAACAUUGAAGCAAUUACAACAACAACAACAAAUUCAUCAGCAAAAAUCCAAAUUGGUUACAAAUGAAAUUUUGACUCAAGUUUCCUCCGAUUGUGGAUUACAAAUCCCAUCAUCAUCGAAUGAAAAUUCAAAUUCCUCAUCCCCUAAAUCGACAUUCAAUAACGUGAUUCGUAACAUUUCAUUUCGUUCAGAUAGGAAUAAUAUUCAUCAACGAAAUUUUGCACCGGAUCUAAAUCAAUUGAAUCAAUUUUUCAAUCUAAACUUUGCCGGUGGUAAUCAACAAAAAUCAUUAAAACAUUCAUUCCUCUGA
Dermatophagoides farinae (American house dust mite) is the source of this 324-nucleotide messenger RNA. Lineage: Eukaryota; Metazoa; Arthropoda; Arachnida; Sarcoptiformes; Pyroglyphidae. The record is from RefSeq and is a predicted model, not a curated record.